AAGCGCUCAAAGUUGGUGCGCCCAGAAUUUCUUGCCAAAACUCGAGCGAUGGCCGGCCUUGCGUCCCCAACUUUUUUCUUCGAUUGGAAGGACUCUUUGGCUUCAGUGAAAAACACCUUUAUCCACGUGAGCGAGGAUGCGGAGCUCGAUGCAACGGAAUGGUGGGGCCUAAAGCGCACAAACUCAUCUCCCGGUUUGCUGGAAAGCGCCAAAGAGGACGAAGUGGCGCGGAAAGCCUCUCAUGCCUCCAGUUCCAGCACCCACAUCGCCGAAACUGAGGCGGAGUUGAAGACGCACGACGAGGUCUGGGAUUACUCCACAGAUGCUGAGGAGGUGGAGGAUGACGAUCCCAAGACCGAGGCGACGGCUUGCACUUGGGAUCUUCUGGCCCGACUUUUUGGGCUCCAGAUCAACGGGACGGUGUACCCAACCCAGGGGUUUGGGCAGGACGCCGACUUCGCCUCCAAGCUGGAGCGCAACCUGGAGGCGCACAGGUCCGGGAACUGCAAGCCCUGCUCCUACUUCUACUUCAAGGAGGACGGAUGCCGCAACGGCGACUUCUGCGACUUCUGCCACUUCUGUUCGCCUCAGGCGGUGAAGGACAGCAAGCGCCGCUUCAAGCGCGACGCCCGCCGGGAGAAGCGGGCGGCCCUGGUCGCCCAAGCGCGCCAGGACGAGACCGCCUACGUGCCAUGCCGCUAUCGCCUGCGUGGGCGCCGGGCCUGACCUGACCGGCGCUCGCCAGCCGGCUGCAUCUGAGUCUCAGCUCCGAGUCGACUCGCGGAAAUGGGCGGGGUGUAGUCAGUGUAGUCGAGUCUCUUGGGCGAAUGGCCCACUCACCGAGCGUGCACGUCAAGCCAUAGAGCUGUUGAACCC
Molecule: messenger RNA, 876 nt
Organism: Effrenium voratum
Lineage: Eukaryota; Dinophyceae; Suessiales; Symbiodiniaceae
Source: the annotation of a GenBank genome assembly